UUAACCAUUCUUUAUCACUCUAGGCUUUACUAAAAGCUUCAAACACCUUCCCUUCCUCUUUUGUUUUUGGUGGAUUAAGCAACUCAUGAAUGUUUGUAAUUACAUGAUAUCGCAAACUCACACCAUAACUCGUUGGAUUGAUAACAAACCCCAAGGUUGUUUUCUCCAUUUAUAAAAGAGGAAAAUAUAUGUUUAUCAUUUUAUCUUGAUCAAGUUCCCACCUCCAAAGCCAACAAUGAAGAAUAACAACAGCAAGCCCUUAGGAAUUCAAUUGAUAGGGCGCAUAACGAAGUCGAGCCUAUCUUUCAAGACAUAUCAAGUCAUUGUUCUAAUUGUGACAUUUUUUGCAUAUACAAGUUACCAUGCUAAUAGAAAAACUACAAGCAUCGUGAAACAAGCACUUGAUCCUCAAUCCCUUGGCAUUGGUCCGAUUUUUCCAUGGCAAGGAAAUAGUAUUCGGAAAUCAGUUAUAGAUGGUUGGUUUCCAUUUAAUGGUACUGAUGGAACAACAUUGCUCGGUGACCUUGAUGUGGCUUUCCUAUUUGUGUAUGCCAUCGGAAUGUACUUCUCAGGGCACGUGGGUGAUAGGAUGGAUCUUAGAGUUUUUUUGACCGCGGGUAUGUUGGGAACUGGCUUAUUUACAGCUCUUUUUGGAGUUGGAUAUUGGGCGAACGUCCAUAGUUUCUAUUACUAUCUGAUCAUUCAAAUGAUUGCUGGAUUGUUUCAAUCCACUGGAUGGCCAUCAGUAGUUGCAGUAGUCGGUAAUUGGUUUGGAAAGAAGAAGAGGGGACUUAUAAUGGGCAUUUGGAAUGCUCACACCUCUGUUGGGAACAUUACAGGGUCGUUGGUCGCCUCAAUCUUAUUGAAAUAUGGAUGGGGUUGGUCGAUGGUUGUUCCUGGUAUCCUUAUUGCUUUUGGUGGUGCGAUAGUGUUCCUUUUGUUACCCGUUCAUCCCGAAUCUGUUGGGGGUAAUAAAGAUGAAGAUGAAGUGUUGUUAUCUCCCGGGAAAGAAGACGAUGAAGUGAAUGAACAACCUCUCUUGAGGUCGAGAUCAGACAGAGAAGAGGAAGCAUGCGCAGUAGGUUUUAUAGAAGCAUGGAAGAUCCCAGGGGUUGCAACCUUUGCUCUUUGCCUUUUUUUCGCGAAAUUGGUGGCUUACACAUUUCUCUAUUGGCUGCCUUACUACAUUAGCCACACAGCAAUAGAUGGACGAUACUUGUCUAACGAGGAAUCUGGAAACUUAUCAACGUUGUUUGAUGUCGGAGGGGUCAUAGGUGGAAUCCUAGCAGGUUACAUCUCAGAUAAGUUGGAUGCUAGAGCAAUAACAGCAGCUAGCUUUAUGUACUGUGUCAUCCCAGCUCUAUACCUAUAUCGAAGCUACGGACAAAUCUCCAUGACUAUAAACAUCAUCCUCAUGUUGAUUAGUGGAGUGUUUGUGAAUGGACCUUACGCGUUGAUAACAACUGCUGUUUCAGCAGAUUUGGGAACACAUAGUUCUUUGAAGGGUAAUUCACGAGCGCUUGCAACUGUCACUGCUAUUAUUGAUGGAACUGGAUCAAUUGGUGCUGCAGUUGGACCAUUUCUAACAGGUUAUAUUUCAGCUGAUAGCUGGAAUGCAGUUUUUGUAAUGUUGAUGGGAGCAGCUUUAGUUGCUGGUUUGUUUUUGACUAGGCUUGUUGUAACUGAGGUGAAUGGAAAGAUUCAAGAAUUGAGGUCUCAAGGAUCAUCUAGACCAAUUAUGUCUACUAAUCUUCAAGUCUGAUUGCCAUAAUAUUGUGGUAUAAUCCAAAUGCUCAAUUUGGAUAUUAUCAGCCUUUAGUUAGAGGGAUAAAAAAGUGGAAAUGAUCAAAUCAACUCAAGAUGAGGAUAUGAAUUCAUCUUCAUUUUAGUGGCAGAGAUGAAAAGGUGGAAACCCUCAUAUCAACUUGAACAUUUGUGAGAUGGACUCUGAAAGGGCCAAAACUGGUUGACUCUUAAGAUCAUCAUCACAUAUACAUGUAAAUUUUGUGUGCCUCCAACGGUUUUAAUUUAUAUGUCUGAUUUUAAAAACGAAGAUUUAGAACAUAAGAAAAGUUUUUGAAUCUUGUAAUUUUAAACUAAAGAUAUGUUAAAUGUAUCAAAAAGUUAUUUAA
This is a messenger RNA of Solanum pennellii, 2132 nucleotides long. Its product is annotated as putative glycerol-3-phosphate transporter 1. Lineage: Eukaryota; Viridiplantae; Streptophyta; Magnoliopsida; Solanales; Solanaceae. Gene Ontology annotation, molecular function: glucose 6-phosphate:phosphate antiporter activity. Gene Ontology annotation, cellular component: membrane. The transcript has 3 exons. Bases 236 to 1762 code for a protein of 508 amino acids. The record is from RefSeq and is a predicted model, not a curated record. Gene Ontology annotation, biological process: phosphate ion homeostasis; transmembrane transport.